CAGCAUGCGCCAGGAUUUGUCAGAGGCCAUGAAGGAAGCCACCAAGGAAGUCCACUUCCAGGCAGAGAACGCUGAAUUCAUGAAGAACUUCCAGAAGGGCCAGGUGACCCCAAAGGACUUUAAGCUGGUGAUGGCCUCGCUCUACUACAUCUACGAGGCCCUGGAAGAGGAGAUCGAGCGGAACAAGGAGAACCCCGUCUUCAAGCCGCUCUACUUCCCUGAGGAGCUGCACCGGGGGGCCUCCCUGCAACGUACCUUGUCCUUCUGGUACGGGCCAGGCUGGCGCCAGGCCAUCUCGGCCAGCCCGGCCACUCGGCGCUAUGUGCGACGCCUCCACGAGGUGGGCCGCCAGGAGCCCGAGCUGCUGGUGUCUCACGCCUACACCCGCUACCUGGGCGACCUGUCAGGGGGCCAGACCCUCAAGAAGAUCGCGCAGAAGGCCCUGGACCUGCCCGCCUCCAGCGAUGGCCUGGCUUUCUUCACCUUCCCCCACAUCGAAAGUGCCACCAAAUUCAAGCAGCUCUACCGGGCCCGCAUGAACACGCUGGACAUGACCCCCGAAGUGCGAAAGCGGGUUCUGGAAGAGGCCAAGGCAGCCUUUGUGCUCAAUAUCAAGGUGUUCGAGGACCUCCAGGAGUUACAGAGCCAAGACACUGAGGACCAGAGCCCUGCACAGUCUCAGGGGCUGCGCCGGCGUGCAGAGCUAGGCCGGGCUCCCUCUGAGACCCCCAGAACAAAACCCCAGCUCAGCCUCUCGCAGACGCCAUUGCUCCGCUGGGUCCUGACGCUCAGCUUCCUGGUGGCCACGGUGGCCGCUGUGGGCCUGUAUGCCAUGUGAGCGACGAAAUCGAACCGUGUCACAGACUCUGACCCAUCCCACACCCUCUUUGCAGAGAGGGGUGAUUGCCAGGGGCCUGGGGCUGAUGCCCCUCUCCCCCAUGUUCCUCUCUGGAAAGGGAAAGCAGCACUUUGGCAUCCAACCAUCGACCUGGACUUGUGGGACCAGGGAUCCUCCCUUCCCCUGUACACAGACACACACACUCAUCCUCACACAUACACAAGCACACACACACACACACCCGUUCACACAGACACACACUCAUGCUCACACAUACACAAGCACACACACACACACACACCACACACACCCGUUCCUGCAGCAGAGCCUAGAAGACCCAACCAGAAAUGGCAACUCUUCCUGAACCUCCUCCAGACCCAGACACCCCAAUUUGGGGUCUCCAUGACCUACCAGUGCCUUCAAACCCGUGCGUGGGUCAUGCCCAGUUUUGUAUAAACCUGCAAUGAUGUUGUGUCUCUGUCUUGUUUUCGUGGAAGCCCUGUGUUAUUAUCGGCUCAGCCCGAACUGAUGUUUUGUUAUGUUUUUCUGUUCUGUUUUUA
Messenger RNA from Suncus etruscus (white-toothed pygmy shrew), 1398 nucleotides. RefSeq names its product heme oxygenase 1 (gene HMOX1). Bases 5 to 838 code for a protein of 277 amino acids. The transcript is spliced from 4 exons. Gene Ontology annotation, biological process: response to oxidative stress; heme oxidation; heme catabolic process. Gene Ontology annotation, molecular function: heme oxygenase (decyclizing) activity; heme binding. The record is from RefSeq and is a predicted model, not a curated record. NCBI's taxonomy places the organism in Eukaryota, Metazoa, Chordata, Mammalia, Eulipotyphla, Soricidae.